AGAAUUAUUUAAUCAUAAAAUUCCCUUAACUCGUGUUUUUAACGACCCGAAAAAUCCACGUCAAAACGUAGCAAUUCAACGGAAAAUUGAUAGCUGAUGGCUAAACGCGUUUUCAUUUUCUCCCCUUUCUCUCUCUCUCUCUAGAACGGAGCAUAAAAAUCGUCGAUAACAAAUCACUGCUCUCUUCUCUUCUUUCUUCAAUCGUUCAACCCGUAAUACCCUUUUACUCUACUCCAGUUCCUCGCCAAUUCAUCGCCACCUAUGUCUUCUCUUUAAUCGUAGCCCUCGUCUUCCGUUCUUGCUCUCUGGUAAGAAUCCACUCUCGCUCUCUGCUUUUCAUUGAAUUAUAUUGUACAUUUACAUUCAAGAAAUCAUUCUGAAAGCCAUAAUUUGUAUAAAGUCUCAUAUCUUUGUUGGGUUUCUCGUUGUAUCCCUAAAAUGCUUAACUUUUCCCGAAGAUAUACGAGCUCUAAUAUAUAUUUGUUUGGAUUUUUAUUGUACAGUUUGAUCAUUUAGGGUGCAGAGUUUUAUGUAAGGAUCAUGUGUGUAAAUUUGUAGAUUCUGUGUUUGGGGAUUUUUUAGCUUCUUUUAUCUGAGUUUUCGGGCUGAAAUUUGGAUAGAGAAGAUGUCGUCGGCUGGUGUUGUUGCAAUUAAUCCAAUUCGCGAUGAGUCAAUGGCACUUUCACCUCUUUUACAUAGCCAGGAAUUAAGCGAGUCGAUUUUGAUUUACGUGGCUAUGUCGGGUUCGAUGGAACCAAUGAGGGUUUUGGAGUCCGAUUCGAUUGAGUCCGUGAAGCUUCAGAUUCAAAACUAUAAAGGAUGUGUUGUGACAAAGCAAAAAUUGGUAUGUGGUGGCCGUGAAUUGGCGAGGAGUAAUUCCCUCGUUAGGGACUAUGGAGUCAUUGAUGGGAAUGUUGUGCAUUUGGUUAUCCGCUUCUCAGAUCUUCAAGUCAUUAGCGUGAGGACUUCUUGUGGGAAAGAUUUUACCUUUCAUGUUGAAAAGAAUCGGGAUGUUGGGUAUGUAAAACGUCAGAUUGCUAAGAAAAAGAAUAGUUUAGUUGACAUUGAUGAUCAAGAGGUCUUGUGUAAUGGUGAGCAGCUCGAGGAUCAGAGACUUAUCAAUGAUAUCUGUAAGAGUAAUGAUGCUGUGAUUCAUUUGUUUGUGCGGAAGUCUGCAAAAAUUAGACCUAGGCCCGUGGAGAAAAAAUUUGAAUUGUCUAUUGUUGCAUCGCCUUUGAAUGAUGUGAGAGAGAAUGAUGUGAAUAGAGAAAGUGGGUAUGGGUUUAAAACAGAGAACAGGGUAGUUGUUCCAAGAAAGCCUCCGGAUAGGGAGAUCUGGUUGGAACCAGUGAUUAUAAACCCAAAGAUUGAAUUGCCUUUGGUGAUUCGUGAUAUGAUUGACUCCACGUUUGAAGGGUUAGAUAGAGGGAGCUAUCCAAUCAGAUCGUCGGAGGGUACAGGUGGUGCAUACUUUAUGCUUGAUGCAUUAGGGGGCAAGUAUGUUUCCGUGUUUAAGCCAAUUGAUGAAGAGCCUAAGGCUUUAAACAACCCUCAUGGGCUGCCCUUAUCAGUGGAUGGUGAAGGGUUGAAGAAAGGUACAAGAGUUGGAGAAGGGGCUUUCAGGGAAGUUGCUGCCUACAUUUUGGAUCAUCCGAAGAUUGGGCAACAUUCCUUUAUUGGCGAGGAAGAGGGAUUUUCUGGGGUUCCCCCCACUGUUCUUGUCAAAUGCUUGCAUGGAGGAUUUAAUCAUCCAGAGAGCAUGAAUGUCAAGAUUGGGUCCUUGCAGAUGUUCAUGGAGAAUUAUGGAAGUUGUGAGGAUAUGGGUCCUGGUUCUUUUCCAGUGGAGGAGGUACAUAAAAUCUCCGUGUUGGAUAUAAGGAUGGCAAAUGCAGAUAGGCAUGCGGGGAAUAUAUUGAUGAGCAAAGGCGAAGAUGGCCAGACUCUGUUGAUUCCGAUUGAUCAUGGCUAUUGCUUGCCUGAGACUUUUGAAGAUUGCACCUUUGACUGGCUCUACUGGCCACAAGCACGUCAGCCUUAUAGCCCUGGCACAGUCAAAUACAUAAAAUCGCUGGAUGCUGAGGAAGACAUUACCAUACUGAAGUUCUAUGGCUGGGACCUUCCUAUUGAAUGUGCUCGCACACUUCGCAUCUCCACGAUGCUUCUGAAGAAAGGUGUAGAUAGAGGGCUUACCCCCUUCGUCAUAGGAAGCAUUAUGUGUAGAGAAACCUUGACGAAGGAAUCAGUGAUUGAGGAGAUUAUCCGUGAAGCACUGGAUUCUGUGCUCCCUGGAAUGAGUGAAGCUUCAUUCCUUGAAUCAGUCUUCCAGAUCAUGGAUCGUCGCCUCGAUGAAAUUGCUUCAUGGAGGUCCACACAGAGAAUUGGUACAUAGGCGUCUUGUGUUUUCUGUUCAUCUAUAUGGAUGGUGGAUGUGGAUAUCUUUUAUCCAAAUGGUUGAAUUUCAAGGAGAAUUUGCUUUUAAUUCUCCUUUAUUUUUUCAAUUCUUUUGCAGUUUACCGGAAUUGACCUCGGAGAGCUUGAAAACAAGCUUAUCAUUUGUCAAAUUAUGACUUUCUGUUCUGGAAAUGCAUUCUAUAUCCGCAUGUUAGACAUAAUUACCCUCUAAGAAUAAUAUAUUUGUCUAGAAAAAAUGGUUUUGUUUAUGUUUUUGGUGGGGUUUGCUAGUGACUCACGUGUUAAGCUGCCGAAAAAAUGUCCUUAUUGCAAUUUGUUAUCUGCAA
Messenger RNA from Ilex paraguariensis (yerba mate), 2738 nucleotides. Lineage: Eukaryota; Viridiplantae; Streptophyta; Magnoliopsida; Aquifoliales; Aquifoliaceae. The record is from the annotation of a GenBank genome assembly.